GUGGUGCUCUGCUGUCCGCGCGUCGUCUUGCCGGGUUUCCUGGUGUGUAGAUCCCGGCGCGCCCCUGCCCUCUCGGCCAUGGGGGUCCCCAAGAGGAAGGCCGCGGGCGGCCAGGACAGCACGGCUCUCCGCGCGGGCGCAGCCAAGCGGCCCCGCUCCGAAGAGCUCACGGGCGUGCGCUUCAAGGCUGAGCUGCGGGGUCCGCAGGGCGCGGAGCCGGCCUUGGAAGCAUUUGUCACUGCUGCCAAGAAGCUACCGAGGGAAGACGUGUAUGAUGUUGUGGAAGGGUACAUAAAGAUUUCGGUUGAAUGUGCAGAGAUUUUCCAGCUCCUGAGCGGGGAGAAGCGGCCGGAAAGUGAAACGCUAUUAAUAUUUCAAGUUUUUGAGGCCAUACUAUUGCGGACAGCGAGCGACCUUUCCCAUUUCCAUGUUGUGGGAACCAACAUCGUGAAAAAGCUGCUGAACAGCCACAUGAAGCUCAUCUGUGAGUCCCUGUAUGCCUCGGGCUACAGGAUGGCUCGAGCCUGUCUGAACCUGAUGGCCGCCAUGGUGACCCAGGGUCCUGAGGCCGCCAGGGACGUCUGCAGCCAUUUUGAUUUGAAUAAAAAGACCUUGUACACCCUGGCGACCAAGAGGGAUUCAAAGGGUGUGCACGACGUCCGUCUGGCCUACAUUCAGUUCGCCCUCUCCUUUCUGAUCGCCGGUGAUGACAGCACGAUAGCACAGGUUCUGGAGUUGAAAGAAUUUAUUCCUUGCAUUUUUAGCUCGGGCAUAAAGGAAGACAGGAUUUCUACCGUCAAUAUUUUGUUAUCCACGCUGAAAACAAAGGUAGUUCACAAUAAAAAUAUCACAAAAACCCAGAAGGUGCGUUUCUUUACGGGGCAGUUGUUGAACCAUAUAGCAGCUCUCUACAGCUGGAAUGGGAUUGUUGACGUGAACCUGGAACAUGGCAAGACUUCUUCUGAGGACGCAGGGAAGAUCCUGGUGAGGGAGCUUGUUCACACCUUCCUGAUGGAUCUUUGCUGUUCACUCAAGCAUGGGAUUAAUUUUCACGACGCAUCUUUCGGUACCGUCGGCAGAGGCGGGAACCUGACCCUCCUGCACUUCCUGUUGGGUUUGAAAACUGCAGCAGACGACGAGCUGGUGGCCGAGCUGGUGGUGAACAUCCUCAAAGUGUGCCCGGACUUGCUGAACAAGUACUUCAAGGAAGUAACAUUUUCCUUUCUGCCCAGAGCGAAGUCCACUUGGUCAAAUAACAUCAAACUGCUGAACAAGAUCUAUGAAGCCCAGCCAGAUGUUUCCCGGGCCUUUCAGACCAGAGAGUUCAUCCCCUUGCCUCGGCUCCUGGCAAUGGUGAUGGUGACCACCGUGCCCCUGGUGUGCAAUAAGACGAUGUUCACCCAGGCAUUAAAUUUGGACAGCAUAUCAGUGAAGCACACAGCCUUGUCCCUUGUUUCCGUCAUUUUGAGAAGAGCGUUAAAAACGAUCGAGCACUGCCUGAAUAAAGAGACGUGGCAGGAAUCAGGCGUGUACACGGCCGCAGCAAUAGAAGAGUUCGUGCGCCUCUUCAGAGAAGCCCUGAGCAAGGUCUUACCAGACCUGAACACCAUCGUGUGGGUCUGGCAGUCACUUCGAAAGCAGGAGACAAAACAGGAUGAUGAGAAAGGAAAGAAAAGAGGCAUCCAGACUGCUGCUGCCUGCGUGGCUCCCCAGUGCGAUGAUGCGGAAACCAUUCUUCUGAAGGCUGUUCUGCUCCAGGUCAUAUGCCUGUACCAGAAGGUGGUCCCACACGUGGUCCUGCAGUACAACUUCGACUUCAGCAAGCUCCUGAAAGGAGUCAUCUCCGAGCAGGGCCUUCGAGAGGAGGCGCCUCCCAUUCUGCAGCACCACAUCCUGAAGGUGGCUCUGGAGCUGCCCGCCAGCAAGUUCUUGUGGUUAAAGGCACAGGAAGGCCCAGAGGCAGAAAUUAUUGGAGGAGAACGAUCUGUGUUUUACUUGCUGAUGAAAAUGUUCGUGACCAGUAGCCAUCUACAGCUCAAGUCAUCCACCAAACUUCUGAUCACAAAGAUUCUUCGGGACACGGGGGUGUUUGAGCACACCUGGAAGGAGCUGGAGCUGUGGCUGGAGCACUUACAUGACACCGUGGAAGAGAAGAGAGAAACCGUGAUUCAGUUUUUGGAACGCGUUUUACUGACGUUGGUGGCGAAUCCCUAUUCCUACACAGACAAAGCAUCUGACUUUGUCCAGGAAGCCAGCACACUGCAGGCCGCGGGGACGAAGCAGGAGGCUGAUGAUGUCAGCAUUCCGGUCUCCCACAUCGAUGAUGUUCUUGACAUGGUGGACGUCCUGGUGGAGGACAGCGAAGGCUUAGAUGAGGAAAUUGGAUUCUUACUGAACGAAGACAUGAUCCUGCUCACGUUCCCCUUCAGUGCGGUGGUCCCUGCGGCCCUGGAAGCCAGGAAUAAGUUGCUCCUUGGGACGGAAAGUGAAACAGGAGAGAGCAUCGUGGCUUAUAUGACGGCGGUGCUGACAGACCUCCUCCACACCCAGAGGGACCCGCUGGCUCUGUGUCUGCUGCUUCAGGCUUAUGACAAGUUGGAGCCUCCUGUGCCACCCUGCUGCCACCAGCUCUGUCGGUUCCACACGUACUACAGCCGCUGGAUCCCAGAGCCAGUCCGCGAGGGCUUGCCCUUUCAGACGCCGGGCAGUCUCGCCCCCCAGGGUCCUCCGGCCUCCUCCUUCUCCGCCCUGUUGCAGACGGCCUACGAGAGCGAGGGCGCGCUCCUGGACGAGCAGGUUCAGGCGCGGCUGCGGGCCGCCCUCCCGCACCUCCCGAUGCACCAGGUCCUGCGCUCGGCGAAGCACCUGCUGCUCUACAUCAGGAGCACCGUGGAGACCUUCGGCCAGCUGGGCCGAAGCGCAGGGCCCCCCGUCCUGCAGCUCCUCCUGGACCUCCUCAGGCUCCUGGUCGUCCACUGUGCGCAGCUGGACGCGCAGAACCAGCAGAAACGCGAGGCCGCCCAGGCCGAAUCCGACCUCUUUUUGGACGUGGAGUCCGUGGCCUCGCUGGAGCUGGCCAGUGACAAGACGCUGGAGGAGGUGCUGGUGGCCAUCCUCAGACAUCCCACGCUGGAGGGCUGGUACCUGGCCCUGGAGCGACGGGCCCUCCCUCCGCACGCCCUCAGCCCCAUCCUCGUGAAGCUCCUGGCGGCCCGGCUCAGCGCGGGGGUCCUGCAGCUGCUGCUGGCGAGCGCCCCGAUCCUCCGGAGCAUCCGUCAGCUGGGCCUCCUGGCCGGGUACUCGGAGGCCAUCACCCGGAGCGUGUUGAACGAGCUGCAGAACAGGAGGGCGGGCCGGGCCACGUCUCGGGCAGAGACCCUCCCGCAGCUGGAGGCCCUGCAGGAGCUGCAUCCGUACAUGGAGGGCGCCCAGCUCCGUGAGGUCACCCUGGCUUUGCUGAGCCUGCCCGAGGCCCAGCUGGUGGCCCCGGGACCCCCGAAGUCCCCCGGGAAGGAGAGACACCUGAACGCUCUCGGCAAGACGCUGGUCCAGCUGUUGACCCGCAGCCCCCAGGAUCAGCUGCAGAGCAGCGAGCUCCUUUGGGCCUCUGAGUUUGUGAAAGGCCUGGGGGCUUUGCUCCCCACGUUGGCCGUGGACGAGCUGGACGCCGUGUUUCUCCACGCUCUGCAGAGAGAGCCCGUGCUGGUCCCCGUGGUCGGGGUCGACGUGCUGGACUACUGCCUGGCCCGGCGGACGCAGGCGGCCCUCAGCACCGCCGCCCUACUCGUGCGGCUGAGCUCCACCCACCUGCUGCGGUUUGAGCUGUGGUGCGGGCGGCCCGGCUCGGGACUCUGCCUCCAGGAAGGCCUCGACGACUUCCUCCCCCUCGUCCACGUGUACCUCCGGUGCAGGACGCGGGGACGCUUCACACGCCCGGCGGGAGUGUCCUCUGCUGUCAUUCCCGUCUUGAGGAAAGCUCUGUGGAGGCAGCUACAGACCAGGCUUCUCAGUGCGGAUGGGCCUCCAGGGUCUGGGCUGCAUCACGAGGUCCUGGCCCAGCUGGUCCCGUUUGCAAGAGCCAAGGACCUUGGUAUCCUCAUGGACCGUUUGCCUAGCCUGCUUCAGACCCCAGGCAGGCACGAGAGCUGGAGCGUGGCCGACUCUGUGUCUGCAGUCCUGGACGGGUCGGCAGAAGAGCUGCGUGCCUGGAGAAGGACUCUGUUGGCGUCCUGUGUAAAAUGGCUGGUCGUGUCUUUCAGUGGCGACCAGCAAGGCCAGGACGGCAUCCAGGAUCAGGAGAGGCAGAUGCUGCUGAGAUUUAGUGAGCUGUUGAAUUUCCUUAAUGAAGUGGAUCCUGGAGAUUGGCAGAAAUUUGUGAAGACUGGACUCAAAUUUCGGUAUCAGGACCACAUGUUUUUAAAGGCCCUCCAUGCUGCCAUACGACGCCUGUACCUUCCGGAAAACUCCGUGUGCACGCAGCUCACCCAGCUUCCAGCGAUCCACAUGAUGCUCACGCAGCAUUCUCUGUUUUUGCCGACUCUACUCAAGUCUGAAGAAGAGGAAAACCCAGACAGUCAAGUAAAAGAAGCGCUGGUGGAUCUGAUGUCAGUGGUGGUAAAGCUGUGUCCCUCUGUCUGUGAAAGCAGUCACUUUUCAGUGCUCCUUGGGGCCUAUGGCGCCACUCUCAGUGUCCUGGACCAGAAGAUUCUGCUUCUCCUCUGGGCGUAUGAACAGAACGACCUCAGCCUUGUGAACUUCAGAGUGCUGCUGUGGGGCCCAGUGGCUGUGGAGCAUCACAAGACGUGCCGGAGUCUGGGCAAGUCGCUGUGGCAGCAGCCGAGCGUCGGGGACAUCCUCCGCCUGCUGGAUCGGGACCGGAUGAUGAAGACCAUCCUCCACUUCCCCCAGAACCGGAGGCUGCUGCCCCCUGAGGAUGGACAGGAACUGAUCUUCAAAGACAGGAGCACAGUGGAUCUAGAUGGCCUUUAUGACCCCUGCUUUCUCCUACAUCUCUUCAGUGAAUUGACCAGGCCAGAAUUUGUGGUAGAUUGUCGAAAAUUUUUGGACUCCAAUUCUCUGGGCCUAACCGUCGCGGCUCUCAGCAGCUAUGACCCUCAGAUGCGAGCUGCGGCCUACUACGUCCUGGCGGCCUACUACUCGCAGCUGGAGGGGGCACGGUUCCGAGAGCAGCCCCAGCUACUUUACCUGUUGGAUGUAGUCCGGAAUGGGAUCCGAACUCAGAACAUGAGACUCACCUUUACCUUGACUCUCUUCAUUGCCAAAGCAGCCCUGCAGAUUUUGAAACCAGAGGAACACAUGUACCUGAAGAUCAGCAAGUUCCUGCUGUCACACGAGUACUUGAAUAUGAACAAGGUGCCAGGCUUCUACCAGUUCUUCUUCAGCUCAGACUUUGAGCAAAAGACGGAACAGGAAUGGGUGUUCGGGAUCCUGCGGCAGGGGAUGCGGGACAAACAUUGCUACGAGCUCUACGCCCGGCGAGGGGUCUUCCACAUCAUCCUGGCCUUCUUCAGCAGCCCCCUGUGUGACGACGAGGCACAGAUUUGGAUUCUGGAAAUUCUACAGAACGCUGCCCGGGAUGCCCAGUCUGCCUACGAGAUCCUACGGGACUAUAGCCUUUUAACGUGGGUUUUACACAUCCUUGAGAGCAAGUUUCUGGAGACCCGGCUCCUGUCCAACAUAAUCUCCUUGCUGCACACACUGUGGGUGACCAACCUGGGGGACAAGGGAGUAGAGUCUGAGGGCCCGCCUCCUCGCAAGCCAGGGUCCCAGGAGCCCCCGAAGCUGCUCGCCCUGCACCUGGUCAAUGAGUUCCUGUAUGUUCUCAUUGUGCUCACAAAGCACCUGAGGCCGACCUUGGCCCCCGCCCAGCUGACCGGCUUCUUCGGGGCGCUCGAGUCCGUGCUGAGGUACCGGGCCACCGUCGUGCAGGCCUUCAAGGACAUGAACCGCUUCACAGUGAAUGAGACAGUGCUGUCCACCAAGGAUGUCCUCGUCCUCCUGCACAAGUGGAGCCUCAUCGAGAGAGAUGCCAAGCUCCAGGACGACCUGAGAGCAGCCAUUGAGCAAUACCAAGUCAAGGAGCUGCUGAAAAUGUGCAAGGAUAAGAACAAGACCGCCGUGCCAGCCCGAGCUAAAGGCCCGCGGGGCCGAAAGAGGAGGCCUGGGGAGGCGGAGGAGACGGCCGACCCUGAGCCGCAGGCGUCCGCCUUGGAGACGUGCAAGGGCCUCCUGAGGUCCAUACUGACCCACUGGGGGCCCGCGUUCCCCGGCCCUGACUGCGCUCGGGGCCCCGUGGGCGGGGCUGCCCCUGAGAGCGAGGCCCCGGGCCUCGCGUGCGCCGCCGCCUCCCUGGCGGUCGGCUGGGUGCUGCGGUCGGUGGCCGAGCGCCCGCCCGGCAGGGCAGAGGCUUUGGGACUCCUUGGCUGGCUGAAGAGCCACAUCUUGCCACAGCCGGUGGUCGUGGCAGAGCUUCUCGGGGACCGUGCUGUGAGGAGUAGCAUCUUCAGGCUGUAUAGCCAGUCCUGCAGCGCCGAGCAGCUGGCGGGCCCCGCGCAGAGCGUGGCCUGCCUCUUCAACACGGUCAUGCUGCAGCUGGCGGCCCAGGGCCCGGCGGGGAGCGCCUUCCGCCCGGCGGUCGAGACCCUCUGCCUCUCGUCUCUGAAGGAGAAGGACGAAGCCACCCGAGCCACCGCAGCGUUCCUGGUAUCUCUGUACAUUAAGGACGUCUGGCUGGGGGCUCAGCGGCCAGACACCCUCCUAACCCACAUCCAGAUGAUCCGUGACGCCACAGAGGAUGCGCCAAAGGGUGAUGAGGAGGCUGUCGUCAUGCUCUGCAAGGACAUCGCCGCCUUGGUCCCCAACGCUUGACGCCCUGCCCUCCGGCGCCUUCUGGCACCAGGUUCUAGAAGGUUAGUUGAGUCGAGGGUUUCCGUGGAAAACACGUAUAAUGACAAGUUCCGUCAACGUUAACUCCGUUUCCUGACAGGCGAAGUUGGCUUUGUUUAACUCAACGAUGAAUGAUAAGCUCCGGGGACUGCGCGCACAAAGCGGUCAAAGCCGAAGCAGGCCUGGGUGCUUCUGGCCCACAGGCCCAUUCAGUGUUCACACGGGGAGGACCCUUCCUCUUGGCUUCAGUGCUCUUCAAAGAAAAUACCUCAAGUUGAGGUAACACUUCUGAGCACUGAAGGGAUUUGUGGAUAUUAAAGCUAAAGGGUCCAAGAAUAGAAGGCGUCAGAUAAAGGAGCAUGAGGAGAGGUGCUUCAGCUUUUCUUUCUGGUGAAGUCUAACACAGAUGUGUACAACUUCUUGAGUGUUAAUUAUUUUAGUAAAUAAAAGGGUAUUAUGCUAAAUCCUUAUAGUACAAAAGUGAUUUGAUCUCUGUCUUGGGAAGAAAGCCUGUAAUUUUUUUUUUUUAAAUUGUUUCAAAGGGAGGAUUUGGGAUUCUAUAACUUGUUAAUAAAUGUCUAUUUUUGUUA
Lynx canadensis (Canada lynx) is the source of this 7496-nucleotide messenger RNA. RefSeq names its product URB1 ribosome biogenesis homolog (gene URB1). The transcript is spliced from 39 exons. The coding region runs from base 79 to 6888 and encodes 2269 amino acids. Lineage: Eukaryota; Metazoa; Chordata; Mammalia; Carnivora; Felidae. The record is from RefSeq and is a predicted model, not a curated record. Gene Ontology annotation, biological process: maturation of 5.8S rRNA from tricistronic rRNA transcript (SSU-rRNA, 5.8S rRNA, LSU-rRNA); maturation of LSU-rRNA from tricistronic rRNA transcript (SSU-rRNA, 5.8S rRNA, LSU-rRNA). Gene Ontology annotation, cellular component: nucleolus.